This is a messenger RNA of Fonticula alba, 2926 nucleotides long. RefSeq lists its product as hypothetical. Gene Ontology annotation, molecular function: protein binding. The transcript has 5 exons. The coding region runs from base 151 to 2472 and encodes 773 amino acids. Lineage: Eukaryota; Rotosphaerida; Fonticulaceae. The record is from RefSeq and is a predicted model, not a curated record.
CACAAGGCAACCUCCCCUCUUCCUCCCUCCUUCCCGCCCUCUCCUGCCUGCUCCCUGUGCCAUCGUCCCUCCUCGCCUCGUCGUCUUCCCCACCUCCCUGUUUGUUACUCCUCCCCGUCUGGCUCUGCUCGGGUGUUUGUGUCCCCUCAAAUGAGCGGCUCCUCCUCGCCGAGCCGCCGUCUGGCAUCCAUGGCGCUGGCCGUGGCGCUGGCCCUGCUGGCCCUGUCUAUGGCCACCGCGGUUGCGUCGCCCGCCCCGGCCCCGGCCAAGGGUGAGCCGGUUGUCGCCGCCGCCGCCGCCGGUGGCGCUUCGGCCAACGCCGCCCGCUCCGACGUGGAGCAGAUCCGUCGUGCUGGUGCCGGCGGUCCGGCCACCGCCAUCGUCCCCGGUCACUCGAUCAUCGCCAACGGCACGGCCCCGUCCAUUGUCUAUCUGGAUGGUGUGCCGAGCUCCGUCGGGUCGAAUGACUGGCACCCGGUUCUGUCGCUGGAGUCGCAUGAGGUCCCCUCGGCCCCGGUGUCUUGCAGCCCCUUCGUCACCUCGCAGUCGACCACCUCCCUGAGCCUGGGCGGCGGUCAGGCCGAUGGCGGCAGCCUUCUGGACUGGGUCCGCCGGCCGACCACCGACUCGGCCAACUCCUAUUGCCAGAUUGACUUCUCUGCGGAUGGUCGCUACGCCGCCGUGCUGCAGGGUGUUCCCGGGUCGGCCGGUGCCACGGUGCCGGUGGCCAUGUGGAACCUGUGGAACUCCACCACCGCCUCGGCGGAGCUGAUGGACACCUACGCCAGCUCCAAUGUCUUCACCUCGCCGCGGUCGAUCUCCCUGAUUGCCGAUGGCUCGGCUCUUGCCAUUGCCAACUCCCUGGAGACGGUCAUCUUCCGCGUCGGCAUGAAGGAGCCUUCGCUGGUGAUUAAGUGCUCGGCGGAGAAGGUUCUCUUCUCGCGUGAUGGCAGCUCUCUCUUCCUGGUCCCCACCAACCCCCAGCGGGGUGUUCUGCUGCGGCACUCCUGGUCCGGCACCGAGGGUGGCCUGCGUGUCGGUGUCUCGCAGGAGCCCGGCACCAAGGGCCUGACUCCGUCCAGCCCGGCUGACACCGGGCAGGCCGGUUGCCCGAGCGUGUUUAAGACCGUUGAGAACCCCAUCCAGGCGAUUGCUGGCUCGCAUUGCAGCACGGCCGUGGCCAUCGGCACCAAGUCCCAUGUGCAUGUCAUCGACGUGCUCAUGGCCCUCACGCUGGACGAUCUGCCCAUCGACCCGGCCUCGUCGAAGGUGAUCUCGAUUGCCUUCAGCACUCCGACGCGCUUCCUGGCGGCCGGUCUUGAUGGCGGCCGGGUGAUGAUCUGGCAGCAUGGCGCCGAGACCGGGCGCUACUCGCCCUUCCGGACCAUCCAGCUUGGCCAGCAGGCCGGCAUCGUGUCCAUCUCCUUCAACAAUGAGUCCCAGACCCUGCAUGUGGCCCUGUCCAACGGGUCGGUGGCGCUGCUGCACCCGAGCGACGGCUUCGAGUUCAAGGGCCAUGUCGCCCAGCUGACCGGCAUCGGCGGUGUCAAGGGCUUCUCCCUGCAUCCCUCCGGCAAUCUGUAUGGUGUGUGCUCCGGUGGUCCGGCUUCCGGCCCGGCUUCCAUCUGGCACAACUCCCUGGGUCACUACUCCAAGCAGCUCUCCGUGUCUGGCCUCAUCUGGGGUAUUUCCACUCGCGAGAGCCACAGCAUCAUCAGCCAGAUCGUUGAGCGCCAGUUCAGCGAGGCGGCCGCCAUCAACAGCAAGAUCGACUCGCUGCAGGCCUCCAUCGACGAGCAGACCGGCAAGAUCACCGCCUACACCGAGGAGGAGAAGAGCCUGAAGGAGCGCCUGAACCAUGUUCGCAAGCAGAAGAAGACCAUUGAGAUCAUGGUGACCAAGCUCACCCAGGAGAUCGACUACAUCAAGAGCACCAUCAGCGACCCGGCGUACAACCACCUGCUGGAGACCAACCGUCGCCGGCUCAAGGAGCUCGAGGCGGCCCUGGAGUACUACGACAGCCAGAGCAGCCAGGGCAUCAAGACCCUGACCGCGCGCGACAUCACCUUCUGGCUGGAGGAGCUCCGCCUGUCGAGCUAUGCGCCGCUCUUUGUGGCCCACAGCAUCGAUGGUAUCGGCCUCGAGGAUCUGACUCUGUCUUUCCUGCAUCGUUACAUUGGCAUGCCGGUCAAUGCGGCCAGCAAGCUGAUGCUGCACGCGCGGUCGGUGCUGUCCGGCAGCGCGCCGCCGACUGGCGGCCUGUACAGCCUGGAUUCGGCGGCCGCCGCCGAGUGGCUGCGGUCCAAGGUCGGCGGCAAGGUCGGCGAGCUGCUGGCCGUGCACAAUGCCCAGCUCAACGGUCGGUCCCUGGCGCUGAUGGAUCUCCAGACCCUGCUGGACCUGGGUGUGUCGCGUUUCUCUGACGCGCGUACCGUCCUGGCGGCCGUCCGUGCCGAGACUGGCGGCGUGUAGGGCAAAGAAGGGCCAUCCCCAUGAAGGCGGGGAGGCAGGCAUGUUGUGCGUGUAUUCGCGUGUGCGUGUGCGUGUGUGUGGCCGGUGUGUGGCCGGUGUGGCAAUGUGUCGGUGCGAGAGGAGGCCCCCUUCGCCUCUUAGCCCGUGCGUCAUCCAUCGGAGGCGCGCCGGGGAAGGGCCCUGUGGGGUCUUUUCCCUUCCUUCUGGGGAUUGCCCCGAUGCGUGCACGCCCGCGCACCAACCCACACACGCACACACACGCACACACACGCACACACACGCACACACGCUUUCCGAUGCACAUCCCUCUUCCCUCUCCAUCGCUGUUCCUGUCCACCUAUCUAUCUCUCUAUCUCUCUAUCUCUCUAUAUAUAUCUUUCCCUCCCUCUCCCUCCCUCUCUCUGCUUCGCCCCCUCCCUUCCCCCCUCAAUACACAGCACAAUGCAAACGGUGA